UACAGGUGAGGUGGCUCCGCCCCCUUCACUUCCUGGUCACACCUGUUCAGAACAGGUGUUUAUCAGCCUUAUCACACACACACACACACACACACUCAGAGGAAACACACUGCAGCCAGCACGGCGAUGGCGGAGGCCUCAGAAUUGUUCUCGGAGCAGGAGUUGACGUGCUCCAUCUGUCUGGAUCUGUUCGAUGAACCCGUCUCGACUCCCUGCGGUCACAACUUCUGCCAGGCGUGUAUCGGCGGUUACUGGGCGUCCAGCCCGGUCUGUUCCUGUCCGCUGUGUAAGCGUCAGUUCGAUGAGCGUCCUCGGCUCAGCGUCAACAAAGUGUUCGCUCUCAUCGCAGAGAAGUACAAACUGGCUCGUUACGGCGCCGCCGGGUUACCGAUGCCGGUCAAGAACGGGACGCCAUCGCUGGCGGGCGCCAUGACGACGAUCGCAGACACCAGUGUCAGCACCAACCCGUUCCUGACAGUGCCGGGCGAGGAGGUGGUGUGGUGUGACGUGUGCACAGGUGUUAAACAGCCAGCUGUCAGCUCCUGCCUCACCUGCACCGCCUCGUACUGCACUGAGCACGUGCAGCCGCAUCAGACCACGCCCUUCUACGCCAAGCACCCACUGAUGGACCCGCAGGAGGCGCUCAGAGGCCGCACGUGCUCCGUACACCGCCGCCUGCUGGAGGUGUACUGUCGGACAUGUCAGAGCUGCAUCUGUGCCAUCUGUGUGCUGGAGGAACACCGGACACACAAAACCGUCUCUGUGCAGACCGAGAGACUCGGCAAACAGAAACAGGUGGCGAGGACGGAGCAGGAGAUCCUGAACCGGAUCAAAGAGAAGGAGGUCCACGUGAGCCAGCUGAAGAGGAAACUGGAGGUCGUCAAGAACUAUGCAGACGGCGAGCGGGGCGAGGUGGAGCGUCUCCUGGAUGACGUCUCCGCCUCGUUGGACAGGAUCCGGUCUGAGGUGGUGGGCGGGAUAGAGAGUCAGCUGGACGCCGUGAUGUCAAAGGGGGAGGGGCUGGUGAACCGUCUGGAGGCGGAGCUUGGCCAGUUGAUGGACAGGAGGGCCACGCUGGAGGUGCAGGCCAUCAGUCAGGAUCACAUCGGCUUCCUGCAGAGUUAUGAGGAGGCCACAGCUCCCCUGGUGGAGGAGCAGCAGGAGGUGGAUGAGGACGAGGAGUUCUCUCUUCACUUCCAGCUGGGUGACGUGAGGAGCGCUCUGUCAGAGGUGAAGGAGAAGAUGGACGACAUCAGGAUGGGGGAGGUCCGGUCUCGAGUGUCCCGAGGGUCAGUCUGGUCAGGUGACCUGAUGAUGGCAGAGAGCAUGCUCAGUCUGAGAGGAAGCCACGCCAGUCUGAGGAAGAGUCAGUGGUCUCUGAGAGAUCUGAAGAAGAACAAACCGAUCUCAGGACACAAGAAGGCUCGAGUCUACAUGGAGGAUGUGACGUUGAACCCGGUGACGGCGUACCCGUUCCUCAUCCUGUCUGAAGACAGGAAGCAGGUGAAGCGAGGCGAGAAGCUGCAGUUCUACAGAAACAGUCCGCAGCGUUAUGACGUCUGGUCCUGCGUCGUCGCUAAAGAAGGCUUCAGCACCGGGCGGCACUACUGGGAGGUGUCUGUCGGGGAGAGUAAGGACUGGAAGCUGGGCGUGGUCAGCGAGUCUGCUCAGAGGAAAGGUCUGUUCGACAUGAGUCCGUCCAACGGAUACUACGCCCUCUGGUGGAGCGGCAGCCAGCUGCGAGCGCUCACCACGCCACCGCUCACCAAGGUGAAGAAUCCUCCGAAGCUCCGUCAGGUGGGCGUCUUCCUGGACGUGGACGAGGGUCAGGUGUCCUUCUACAACGUGAAGUCGGGCUCUGAGAUAUACAGCUUCACCGGAUCGUCCGAGUUCACCGAGAGGAUGUUUCCUCUGCUCGGCACCGGAGACAAAGAAGUCCCGCUGGUCCUCAUGACCACCCAGCAGCACUUGACCUGAGGUGGACGGGACGGGACGGGACAAACCAGAUGAUGGGGGAGGAAGAAGGAGCAACGGGCGGCUAUGUCGGAAGGUGUCAAGCUCAGAACUUGAACCACCAUCAAUGACACACAACACAUGUGUUUCAGAAAGGUUCCUUUCGUUUGUUUAGUGUUCUAACGAGAUCAUUUAAGAGUGUUCCACAUUAUCAGCAGAUCAUGGUUUUGUUUCUGGUUCUUGCAGACGUUCUUUAAAUGUUCUACUGAGAACUCAAUGGAACUAAAAAAUAACAUUAAGUUGAAUCAAAAUGUAAAUCGUGUCUUAAUUAAGUGUGGAGUCAUGAUGAAAUCUGUAUCACGCCAAUCUUUAUGAUGUCAUCAUUUUUAAAGUUUUACUUCCUGUGUUCACCUGUAUGACACAAUGACAAAUGUUUAAAAAAACUAAAUAAAGAAAUAUUUUAAUCUUCAGUCAAUAAAAUGAAUUCAAAUCAUUUUAAUGUUUCACUUUUUUUUAACGCAUUGACAAGGUAAAAAAUGUAAAAAUGACGUAAACUUCAUGACUUCCUACAAUUCCCACAAUGCCUCUGAUGAGCUGUUACUGGUCUAUCACGUCUACUUUAUGUUAAUUUACUGCUAACUGAAUCAACAGAACUGGGCUCAGCAGCCGGACCAGGUUAGAGCACAACCGGGAGAAACGUUACAAUGAGGCGAUUCACAGACGUCAUGAUGAAACAUUGAUCAGCUCAGUCAGCCGUGUAGCUAACUGAACUGACUCAGCCCGGGAUGCCAGGAUCCAAACCCGGCAAGAAAACACCUGAUAGACUGCUGUGUUCACUGUUAGACUGGACACUGCCGGUUCAGAGG
This is a messenger RNA of Larimichthys crocea (large yellow croaker), 2819 nucleotides long. RefSeq names its product bloodthirsty-related gene family, member 30 (gene btr30). NCBI's taxonomy places the organism in Eukaryota, Metazoa, Chordata, Actinopteri, Sciaenidae. The record is from RefSeq and is a predicted model, not a curated record. Gene Ontology annotation, molecular function: protein binding; zinc ion binding. The transcript is spliced from 13 exons. The coding region runs from base 127 to 1977 and encodes 616 amino acids.